AAAUGGGGAUGUUGAACCUGUAGCGUCUGAGCUACCUGUGGCUCUGUGCAGCUUUAUCAAAGAAACAAAUGAAGAUGAUAAAUGGUGCUGGAGUGAUGUAAAUGUCAGGUCUGCUCCUGAGUCUCCCAGGCUCAAAUCCAUGCUGUGGAGGAAAAGGUGCAGGUAGCGUGGACACUUUCAGGGUGUCUGAUCUGCUGCAGGACUAUAGUCCCAGGCUACUAGUCUGUUAUUUGUAUUAAUUUUUUAAUCAGCGUAGGCUCUUUUGAAUCAUUUGCACAGGAACAGAUGAGGCCUGCACACCUCUGACUGUUUCACAGACAACAUUCACGUACUGAGAGAGAGUUUGUCCUCCACGUCACAAAUGUUCCAUUGUUCUUGUGAUGGGAAUAAGUAAAUAAUUAGUAAACAGUUCUAGUUAUGGUUGUUUUGUAGCUUCAACACAAACAUGGAAAUGUAAUCAAAGCACCAAAUAAUGAUAAAUGCACUGCAGGAUAGGUGUGGUGAAAGAUGAGAGCAGGCUCAGUCAUACUGCCAUCUUUGACAUGAGAAUAAACUCAUUUGUUACAGAUGUGUAGCAAAUGGCUUAAAUAAGCAGACUCAAAUAUAUUUUGGGUCUAAGCAGUCCCUGCUGGAGAGUCAAGGACAGUCAUCCUCCAUGGGGGUGGGGUUGUGCUGACAGUGAUGAAGCAGAGACCUGGUGAAGUAGGCACUGGGCAGCCUGGCCUGUGAUGGAGUGCUGGGUGGGGAGCGUGCCAGCGAUGCUGGGAGUGCCCCCUCCUCCACCCCUGAACAUGUGCUUCAUGGUACUGUGAGGUCGGUCGGGACUGUGACAGCUCUGCUGCUGGGUCUGCUCAGACUGGCUCGUUCAUGCAUCAGAGGGACAGCAGGUCACAGGGUCUCGCUGCAUACACAUUCUUCACAGGAGACUGCUGCCUGCUCUGUUAUCACUCAGGCCUCCGUUACAGUCCCCCCUCCCCACCUGCUUACCGGGCGCUGCACCGACUCCUCCCAGACUUGCAGACAUCAUCCUUAUUCAUGGUGCUUUGUGUUAAUACAAAUAAUAAGACACAGUAAUAUUACAUCUUAAGACAAAGGCCAACUUCUGUUUUCCUUUCCAAAGAGAAAAUCCACAGGCUGCCGUGUGGGAGGAGGGACCAGGAAGAGGUUUAUCAUGGUCAACACUGUCGUCCUAAUCCGCUCUUAGAGGAUAGAGGCUUAGUGGGACCUCAGGUUAGGUUGAUCACAACUUGUCUCAGACACAACCAUCCAUACGAGCAAGGCAUUCAUUGGUGUGCACGCAUGAGUUAUUUCACCUCACCCUCAGACGUCUGUCUUCUUCUUAGUUCUGCCGGAUUCAUUAAAGGAAGCAAACAUUUGUCUGGGCAGGUUUAGAGGCUGUUUCAGCAGCUCUGUAGACCUCAGAGAGCACACCUGCCACACUCCAGCUACACACUAGCUGUUUCUUUUUUUGUAUUUCUUUAAUUCAACCAAGACUUCUGAAGAUGAAAGACCGACUGGCUCAGCUGAAGGAGAAGAGCGAUGCAGGUGGUGAUGAUAUUGAGGUUCCUGUGGAGAGUGAGGCUUUCAUGGAUGAUUUCUUUGCUCAGAUUGAAGAUAUCCGCAGCAGUAUUGACAAGAUUGACGAAAGUGUUACAGAAAUCAAAAAACUCUACUCCACCAUCCUGUCUGCACCGACCUCCGACCAGAAAACACAGGAUGAUGUCGAAGCCCUCACCAAUGAGAUUAAAAAGUCGGCCAACAACGCAAGAAACAAACUGAAGAGUAUCGAGCGCCAGCUGGAGUCAAACGCAGAUGAGAGGGCCUCGGCCGACCUCAGGAUACGCAAGUCACAGCACGCAAUUCUGGCCAAAAAGUUUGUAGAGGUGAUGACAAAGUACAACGAGGCUCAGGUGGACUUCAGAGACAAGAGCAAGGGACGGAUCGCCCGCCAGCUGGAGAUCACUGGGAAAACAACAACUGAUGAGGAGCUGGAUGAGAUGCUGGAGGGAGGAAACUCUGCUGUCUUCACAGCAGGGAUCAUGGACUCUAAGAUCAACCAGCAGGCCCUGAAUGAGAUCGAGGCUCGUCACAAAGACAUUAUGAGGCUGGAGAGCAGCAUUAAAGAACUCCACGACAUGUUUGUUGAUAUUGCCAUGCUGGUUGAGAACCAGGGUGGGAUGAUUGACAGAAUCGAAAGCAACAUGGACCAGUCGGUGGGCUUUGUAGAGAGAGCCGUGGCCGACACCAAGAAGGCUGCCAAAUACCAGCAGGAGGCACGCAGGAAACAAAUGAUGAUCUUCUGCUGCUGCGUGAUUUUGGCCGUCGUCCUCGGUUCAUUUGUCUACAGCUUCAUCAAAUAGAGACCCUAAUAAAGAAAGUCUCCCCACCAUCUGAGUCCACGGGAGGCCGCAGGACACGUCUGCACUCAGUUUGCUCUCAUUUCAUUACAUAUCAGGAACAAAGCGCCACAUUCAUGAUCAGUUCAAUCAGAAAAACAUGACGACAGCUUUCUUCUUCACGGUCUCGCUCCAGUCUGUGUUCCUAACCUGUCCAAUAACAAACUGAAUAUGACUGUGUGCACAAAACAGAAAAGAAAUGCUGGAGACCUUUCAGUGCAGCGACCGACACGUCCAUAAUCCCACCAAGAAUGUAGACAUUAUAGGGCUACAUACAUGUUUAAUGUGUUUGCAUUAGUUCAUCUUAGCUGUGCUCAGAGAAGUGCAAAUGUGUGUGAUACGUCUUACCCUAACCCUGCUACAGUUGUUCUGCUGUGGAGCGAUUUUUCAGAACCAAACUUGGAAUUUGAAAACGUGCAGUAUGAAAGGUCACCAACAAUCAGGUCCAAGGCCUGUGAAUUACUGAGUGUGACUGCUAGCCUGCUCCAUUUCAUUUUCAUUCACUGAUUUGUCCACUUAUCAUAUCCAUAUUCAGGAAAGUGCAUCUGAUUUGUAAACAACUUUUGAAUAAUGCAGCCAUGAAAAGCUUUUAUUAGGAAGAUUAACUGUUGUGUUACUGUGUAAGGAAUAAAAAGCAGAGGGUGUCCAUUAAUAUUAGAGUGAAGUGAUUACAGCAGGUGCUGGUACCUGACACACCUGUGCUGCAGACUGCAUCCUGCCCCGUGUCCACAGCAGGCCUGUCUAGAGGCCUUUAGGAUUCUCAGUAAAAAUCCAUGUAGUGAGCUUUUAACCUUGAAGUGAUUAAAAAUGGCUUAUCUUAGACGCUGUGCAACCAGGAAUUGAUGUUCAUUUUGAAAGUGUUAGAUUAGAAAUACAAAUCAUUUGAUGAUUCAGGUAUUUGGUUUAGAUCUUUGUUAUUUGUGUGACGACGGAAUUCUCAUAUUUGUAUAAUGUGCUUGUGUGUCUCCUUAAAGGACUGUUUCUAUGCUUGUUAUUCUGACACUUGCUCUGACCCACACUUUGGUGUUGGAUGCAGUGCAGCCCA
Oreochromis aureus is the source of this 3441-nucleotide messenger RNA. RefSeq lists its product as uncharacterized. The record is from RefSeq and is a predicted model, not a curated record. Gene Ontology annotation, biological process: exocytic insertion of neurotransmitter receptor to postsynaptic membrane; intracellular protein transport; synaptic vesicle fusion to presynaptic active zone membrane. Lineage: Eukaryota; Metazoa; Chordata; Actinopteri; Cichliformes; Cichlidae. Bases 1503 to 2360 code for a protein of 285 amino acids. Gene Ontology annotation, molecular function: SNAP receptor activity; SNARE binding. The transcript has 10 exons. Gene Ontology annotation, cellular component: endomembrane system; SNARE complex; synaptic vesicle.